CACGCCGCCCUCAGCUCGGCUAUUCUGCGCGCACUGAGUGCAGGGGAUGAGCUUGCGAUCAUCUCGGGGUUAGGGGGAGCCCAGGACUGGAAGGGCCGGCUCUACCCCGUUGAUCCCGCAGCCCAACUUUAUGGGGAGCUAGCUAGACCGCGUCUCGCUGCCCGCUGCGUGGCCGACAGGGGGGUUUUGAAGAUCAUGAUCACAUGGAUGCAUCUAACCAAACCCUACCUGAGCUCAUGGCGGUUCUUUAGAGAACAUAGCUAAAUUUUUCCCUCAUACUUUGUGUGCCACUCACCAUAGGACCUUGUUUGAUGGUAUCUAUCUGCAGUCUUCUAAACUUUCCGCACAAUGUUAUCUUUAUUAGCUUGAACUCCUUUCUUAAAAUGGUCCUUCUGUUGAUUCUGUCAGUCCUGCUUUUGAAAGAAGAUGUCCGUGGGAGUGCACAGUCCAGCGAAAGAAGGGUGGUGGCUCACAUGCCAGGUGACAUCAUUAUUGGAGCUCUCUUUUCUGUCCACCACCAGCCUACUGUGGACAAAGUUCAUGAGAGGAAAUGUGGGGCGGUCCGGGAGCAGUAUGGCAUUCAGCGAGUGGAGGCCAUGCUGCACACCCUGGAAAGGAUCAACUCAGACCCUACACUUUUGCCCAACAUCACUCUUGGCUGUGAGAUACGGGAUUCCUGCUGGCAUUCAGCUGUGGCCCUAGAGCAAAGCAUUGAGUUCAUAAGGGAUUCCCUCAUUUCUGCAGAAGAAGAAGAGGGCUUGGUACGCUGUGUGGAUGGCUCUUCCUCUUUCCGCUCCAAGAAGCCCAUAGUAGGUGUCAUCGGGCCUGGCUCCAGUUCUGUGGCCAUUCAAGUCCAGAACUUGCUCCAGCUUUUCAACAUACCUCAAAUUGCUUACUCAGCAACCAGCAUGGAUCUGAGCGACAAGACUCUGUUCAAAUACUUCAUGAGGGUUGUGCCUUCAGAUGCCCAGCAGGCACGAGCUAUGGUGGACAUAGUGAAGCGAUACAACUGGACCUACGUGUCGGCUGUGCACACAGAAGGCAACUACGGAGAAAGUGGGAUGGAAGCUUUCAAAGAUAUGUCAGCAAAGGAAGGAAUUUGCAUCGCCCACUCUUACAAAAUCUACAGCAAUGCAGGGGAGCAGAGCUUCGACAAGCUCCUGAAAAAGCUCACAAGUCACUUGCCCAAGGCUCGGGUGGUGGCCUGCUUCUGCGAGGGCAUGACAGUGAGAGGUCUGCUGAUGGCUAUGAGACGCCUGGGUCUGGCGGGAGAAUUUCUGCUUCUGGGCAGUGAUGGCUGGGCUGACAGGUACGAUGUAACAGAUGGGUAUCAGCGCGAAGCUGUUGGUGGAAUCACAAUCAAGCUCCAGUCUCCUGAUGUCAAGUGGUUUGAUGAUUAUUAUCUGAAGCUCCGGCCAGAAACAAACCUCCGGAACCCUUGGUUCCAAGAAUUUUGGCAGCAUCGUUUCCAGUGUCGGCUGGAAGGGUUUGCACAGGAGAGCAGCAAAUACAACAAGACUUGCAAUAGCUCUCUGACUCUGAGAACACAUCAUGUUCAAGAUUCCAAAAUGGGAUUCGUGAUCAAUGCGAUCUAUUCCAUGGCCUACGGGCUCCACAACAUGCAGAUGUCCCUCUGCCCGGGCUACGCAGGACUCUGUGAUGCAAUGAAGCCAAUUGACGGAAGGAAACUCUUGGACUCCCUGAUGAAAACCAAUUUUACUGGGGUUUCUGGAGAUAUGAUCCUAUUUGAUGAGAAUGGAGACUCUCCGGGAAGGUAUGAAAUAAUGAAUUUCAAGGAAAUGAGAAAAGAUUAUUUUGAUUAUAUCAAUGUUGGAAGUUGGGACAAUGGAGAAUUGAAAAUGGAUGAUGAUGAGGUAUGGUCCAAGAAAAAUCACAUCAUCAGAUCUGUUUGCAGCGAGCCGUGUGAGAAAGGCCAGAUCAAGGUGAUUCGGAAGGGAGAAGUCAGCUGUUGCUGGACGUGCACACCCUGUAAGGAGAACGAGUACGUCUUUGAUGAGUACACCUGCAAGGCGUGCCAGCUGGGGUCCUGGCCGACCGAUGACCUGACAGGUUGUGAUUUGAUCCCAGUACAGUAUCUUCGCUGGGGUGACCCUGAGCCCAUUGCAGCUGUGGUGUUUGCUUGCCUUGGCCUGCUGGCCACCCUGUUUGUCACUGUAAUCUUCAUCAUUUACCGUGACACUCCAGUAGUCAAGUCCUCCAGCAGGGAACUCUGCUACAUUAUUCUUGCUGGCAUCUGCCUGGGUUACUUAUGCACCUUCUGCCUCAUCGCAAAGCCCAAACAGAUUUAUUGCUAUCUUCAGAGAAUUGGUAUUGGUCUCUCCCCAGCCAUGAGCUACUCAGCCCUGGUAACCAAGACCAACCGUAUUGCAAGAAUCCUGGCUGGCAGCAAAAAGAAGAUCUGUACCAAAAAGCCCAGAUUUAUGAGUGCCUGUGCUCAGUUAGUGAUUGCUUUCAUCCUCAUAUGUAUCCAGUUGGGCAUUAUUGUCGCUCUUUUUAUAAUGGAGCCUCCUGAUAUAAUGCACGACUACCCAAGCAUUCGGGAAGUCUACCUGAUUUGUAACACCACCAAUCUAGGAGUCGUCACUCCUCUGGGAUACAAUGGAUUGUUAAUUUUGAGCUGCACCUUCUAUGCGUUCAAGACCAGAAAUGUUCCAGCUAACUUCAACGAAGCCAAAUAUAUUGCCUUCACGAUGUAUACCACAUGCAUUAUAUGGCUGGCCUUUGUCCCAAUCUAUUUCGGAAGCAACUACAAAAUCAUCACUAUGUGUUUCUCAGUCAGCCUCAGCGCCACAGUGGCCCUCGGGUGCAUGUUCGUGCCGAAGGUGUACAUCAUCCUGGCCAAACCCGAGAGAAAUGUGCGCAGCGCCUUCACCACUUCUACCGUGGUGCGCAUGCAUGUCGGGGACGGCAAGUCUUCCUCCGCAGCCAGCAGAUCGAGCAGCCUGGUCAACCUGUGGAAGAGGAGGGGCUCCUCUGGGGAAACACUAAGGUAUAAAGACAGGAGGCUGGCCCAGCACAAGUCGGAAAUAGAGUGUUUCACCCCCAAAGGGAGUAUGGGGAAUGGUGGGAGAGCAACCAUGAGCAGCUCCAACGGCAAGUCGGUCACCUGGGCGCAGAACGAGCGGAGCAGCAGGGGGCAGCACCUGUGGCAGCGGCUGUCGGUGCACAUCAACAAGAAGGAGAGCCCGAACCAGACGGCGGUCAUCAAGCCGUUCCCCAAGAGCGCGGAGGGCCGCGGG
Molecule: messenger RNA, 3260 nt
Organism: Chinchilla lanigera (long-tailed chinchilla)
Lineage: Eukaryota; Metazoa; Chordata; Mammalia; Rodentia; Chinchillidae
Gene: Grm5
Product: glutamate receptor, metabotropic 5
Exons: 10
Biological process (GO): G protein-coupled glutamate receptor signaling pathway; regulation of synaptic transmission, glutamatergic; trans-synaptic signaling by endocannabinoid, modulating synaptic transmission
Cellular component (GO): postsynaptic density membrane
Molecular function (GO): G protein-coupled receptor activity involved in regulation of postsynaptic membrane potential; adenylate cyclase inhibiting G protein-coupled glutamate receptor activity
Source: RefSeq, a predicted model, not a curated record